This is a messenger RNA of Xiphophorus couchianus (Monterrey platyfish), 3280 nucleotides long. RefSeq names its product transmembrane and coiled-coil domains 4 (gene tmco4). Lineage: Eukaryota; Metazoa; Chordata; Actinopteri; Cyprinodontiformes; Poeciliidae. The transcript has 14 exons. The record is from RefSeq and is a predicted model, not a curated record. Bases 94 to 2046 code for a protein of 650 amino acids.
GAGCGAAUGUUGUGAAAGCUGUAAUGUCAGAGCUCGGAGUGGAAACGUAAAUGCAACAAAAGUUCGGACUUCAGAGUUGUGACAGCUACCAUCAUGGAGGAAAAACAAAGCAACGCCGACUUCUCACUAGACCCUGGAGGAGCAGCAGCAACAGCAGAUCAUGAGCCGGAGAAAAUAACCAGCCGCCAGCUGACCGAACAGAGCCGCUUUGCUUUUGCUGCUCUGUGCGCCGUUUCCUUGGGCCAGCUGUUUUCUGUGUCUGAAAACAGUGCGUUUAGGGAGCAGUACCUGCAGGACUUGGUCCAAUGGCUGGGUCUGGACCAGUCGGUGAUGCCAGUCAUGGGGGCUUUCCUGUCAGGCCUGGGCUCUGAGGGCACAGACACCUUCCUCUCCAUCCUACAGGCAGAUCCGCUGGUGGCUGCAGGAGCCACGCCCAUCAUACAGGAUCUGGUGUCUUUGUCUGUCAAAGAUGGUCAAUAUGAUGCCAGAGCGAGAGUCCUGAUCCGUCAUGUGAGCUGUUUGCUGCGAGUGUCUCCUCAGCAGCUGGAAGAGUUUGAGGAGACGCUGGGAGAGAGGCUGAGGGAGGCAGGAGAGGAGAGCGAAGAGGAGUCGUCCCGCCGCCAGAGGAGAGAACGAAAACGAAAGCUGAGACGCUACCUCCUGAUUGGCUUGGCCACUGUGGGGGGAGGGACCAUGAUCGGUGUGACAGGUGGACUGGCGGCUCCGCUGGUGGCAGCCGGGGCUGGCGCAGUGCUGGGGGCCGGUGGGGCUGCGGCUCUGGGCUCAGCCGCUGGUAUUGCUAUAAUGGCCUCUCUGUUUGGAGCUGCUGGAGCCGGACUGACUGGAUAUAAAAUGAAUAAGUGUGUUGGGGCCAUAGAAGAGUUUGAAUUUCGACCAAUGAGCUCUGGGAAGCAUCUGCACCUGACCAUAGCUGUGACUGGUUGGCUCUGCAGUGGGAAAUACAGUUCGUACCAGGCCCCGUGGUCCAGCCUGGGGGAGUGUGGCGAGCAAUACUGCCUGGUGUGGGAGUCGCGCUUCCUCCGGGAUCUGGGCUCCGCCAUGAUUUCUCUAUUGGACGGUCUGGUCAGCAUGGUGGCUCAGGAAGCCCUGAAGUACACCGUGCUCUCAGGUAUCGUGACAGCUCUGACGUGGCCCGCAUCUUUGCUAGCAGUGGCCAGCAUCAUUGACAACCCCUGGUGUGUUUGUCUGAACCGCUCGGCGGAGGUGGGCAAACACCUGGCUCAGGUGCUGAGGAGCAGGCAACAGGGGAAGCGGCCCGUCAGCCUCAUAGGUUUCAGUCUUGGAGCCCGAGUCAUCUACUACUGUCUGCAGGAGCUUGCUAGUGAUAAAGGUAGUGAAGGAGUGGUAGAGGAUGUGGUCCUCCUCGGAGCUCCUGUUGACGGCUCUGAGAAGUCCUGGGAAAGAAUGGUCAAGGUGGUGGCAGGAAGAAUAGUCAACGGGUACUGCAGAGGCGACUGGCUCCUGGGGUUCCUGUACCGAAGCUCAGCUGCACAGAUGUCUGUCGCUGGGCUGCAGCCAAUCAACAUCCAGGACCGCCGCAUAAUUAAUGUGGAUCUCUCAUCUGUGGUGAAAGGCCACUUGGACUACAUGCGUCAGAUGGACACCAUCUUGGUGGCAGUGGGAGUUCCCACCAAAGAAGUGGCAGGAGCUUCAUUUGUUCUUCCUCAGUCUGUAAGAGUCGCUCAGAAGACUGUGGACAAUCUGGACUGGGCCGAAGAGCAGCAUCGAGCGAGCGAGACUCAGAAUCCUGCUGAGAAAGACAAAACGUCGUCACAAGACUGGCGGGACGAGACAGAGGACAUGGGCAAUGGCUGGGACAUUCCUGACAUCACAGAUCUGCUAGACUCGCUGAAUGAGACGGAACAAAAUAACGGAGUCUCAGUUCUAAACAUUGUUUCCCCCAACGACACCACAUCCUCUGAUUUUAUUGCUCAGAACAGCAGAGAGGAGGCUGAGCCGGAUGAUGAGCAGAUAUCCUGGAGCUGGAAUGACACACACUGGACUGCGGAUCACUUACACAAAUAAAAACCUGGAGAAGAGCGAGUUCCAGGACCAUCUUCUCCUCUCAGGUUAUUCUAUGCAACACAGAAGCUUCUUCAGUGAAAAGACAUUUCUGUUGUUGGCAGAGAAAACACGUCUCAUACAUGCAUAUGGCAGCUUUUAGAAAAUGAAUUAACUGCCUUGUUUCAUUACUUAAUGUAUGAAUAAUUUAAUCAUAAUUUUGCAACACAGUGUUUUUUAUGAACUGUAAAGGUGAUUAAUAUUUGUUCUCCUGUGAGACCAAGUACCUGCAGAAUAGUUUAGUUUGCUGGUUAAGCAGAUGCUACAUGAUUGGAGGAAAUGUUCAUCCUUCCAUCCUCAUUUUACAUGUAGACUGGUUUCUAACAGUUCAGUCAUUUCAUGGCCUAUUUAUCUUUGGCCAUGAAAGGAAUGUGAUACAUCUUUUAUCAGCAAGUGAAGUUAGUUUUAUAAAAGUAUGCACGAUCCAUGAAUUUAUUUCUCAUUUUCAUACAUUCUUACCCCAUAUUUUAUUAAUAUUUUACAUGAUAUGCUACAAAAAGUAGGGCAUCUUAGUGAAUCAAUGGAAAAAUGCACAGUUUUAGAUUAAAUUAGGCAGUGCUGCUUUGUGUUGGUGUAUCACAUAAAACCCCAAUGAAAUAUACUGAAAUAUUAAAGUUCAAGGAGCGUGAAUACUUUUGGAAACCACUAUAUGGUUAGUUUGGUAAAACUCAGCUCUUUGUGCAACGCUUCGCUACGUCCAGAGGGUCUGGACCCUCGGCUAAAUAAUUAUUUCCUGGAGGUGUGACCUCUGUUGAGGUUUUUAUUUUUACCCAACUGACGUAAUGUGCCAGUUGCACGCUAUGAAGCUUACUGGACGUUGUUUGCACUGUAAACAACCAUCCUCCACUGUGAAGAGGGAAGAGCUGAUCUGAACAAGGCGAUUGGUUAUGUUAAAUAUUUGGAGGUUCAUCACCGACUGAACGGCUUCCUUCACUUCCUCUGCUGCCAUUGCUAAACCGCAGAAUACAAUCUAAAUUAGAGCAGAAGAUCAACGGCAUCAUUUUCAAAAAUUUUCUAGAACAAACAAAGAGCUGGGAAAGUUGAAAAUUUGAUAGAAAAAUUUUUUAACUAAAUGUUAAACAAUGUUUUGCUUCUUCUGUUCUUCCAACAAACACUCUCAGGAAGUUGUGUUCAUAUGUGUUAAAUCUGAUUUUCUCUGUUCAGUCAAAUAUAAAAUAUUACUGAAUAUCAGUACUUA